GACAAAAGAGAUUGCAUAAUAAUAAUAAUGAUAAGAAUAUUACUUGAAUGGGAGAUGAGAUUGCUUUAAAAAAUAAAAUUCUUCAUAUAAUAGUGAAAACUAGAGACUAAAAAUAAUGAAUGGCAAAGCCUAACAAUUGCGCGGUGAGAAUCCUGGCGUAUAGAUUCCUGAGGCAUGGCUAAGGGAGGGUUUCAGUCUGCCGGUCUCACUUCAUCAUGCAGCUGCUUCCUCUGCCCACUGGCCGCCUGCAGUCAGGCUGUGGGUGCCUUGCAUGAAGUGUGCUCUUCCCCCACAGUCACUGGGGAACGCCUGCUUCAGAGGAGACCGGCCGCUACCGGACGCUGGACACUUGGGAGGACAUUGUGUGCUAGGUGACACUAGCCGCUUUGGAGGAGACUGCAUUCUAGCUGCUUCUGAAGAGAAUGCAUGCUAGCUGAGGCUAGCUGCUUCGGAUGAGACCGUGCGCUGCCUGACACUAGCCACCUUUGGAGGAAACUGCACACUAGCCAACGUUAGCUGCUCCUGAAGAGACUGCAUGCUAGCCGAGGCUAGCUGCUCCUGAAGAGACUGCAUGCUAGCCGAGGCUAGCUGCUUUGGAGGAGACCGUGCGCCACGUGACACCUUGCAGAAGGCUGCAUGCUCGCAUACACUAUACGACAAGACACAAUAUGGCUUGGCCUUCCAGUUUGGAAGAAAUGAGUAAACCAUGCCGAAACUGAUGAAAAAAUGUCAGUCUCUGGCUGCUAGCGUGUUUUGCUUUUCUUUUGUCGAGUUUGGAGGAAUGAGCUUGUUCAUUAUGAGGAGGAUGCCACGUUUCUCUGGGGUUGCGCACAUCAAGACUUCUGGUCAGUUCAGAAUGCUCUGAGCAUCGUGGCUUUUCAGUGGUUCAGUCGGGUGUGACAACGUGGGAAGAAAAGAACAGAUAUGGCUACUAUAUCUGAUCAGUUUAUGUUGGUCCGUUGCUGGUGCGUCAUAUAGAAAAGCAGGGAUGGAGGUUGUGGUGUCCUUCGGAGCACAGGACAACGUUCUGCUGGCCAACAGCUCCGAGCAGGGGGCCAACCGAUGGAAGCACCCGGGGGAAGAUUCCGAUCGCAGCUCCAGUCCUUAUGUCCUUCGCUCUGUUGCUACCACCUGGAAGGAGGGCCUUCUGAACAGGAAGCGGCCAUUCGUGGGCAGGUGCUGUCACUCAUGCACGCCUCAGAGUCAGGAAAGGCUCUUCAACCCUAGCAUCCCCUCCCUUGGCCUGCGUAACGUGAUUUACAUUAAUGAAACGCACACCAGGCAUCGGGGCUGGCUGGCUAGGCGGCUGAGCUAUGUGCUGUUUGUCCUGGAACGUGAUGUACGAAAGGACAUGUUUGCCAGGAAUGUGGUGGAGAAUGUUCUCAACAACAGCAGGGUGGAGAGCGCCACCACGAUGGUUGCUUCAGGAGACAACCCGGUUGCCAUGGAGUCGGGGGCGGAACAAAAGGCUGUCGGCAAAGUGCGGCAAAAGGCCAGAGGGAUCCUGCAGGAAAUGGUGGCCAAUAUAUCCCCUGCGUUCAUCAGGUUGACCGGAUGGGUGCUGCUGAAACUUUUUAAUGGUUUCUUCUGUAGCAUCCAGAUCCACAAAGGUCAGCUAGAGAUGGUGAAGAAGGCAGCCAUAGAGCACAAUGCCCCCCUGGUCUUCCUGCCCGUGCACAAAUCCCACAUAGACUACCUGCUCAUCACAUUCAUCCUCUUCUGCCACAACAUCAAAGCGCCACACAUCGCUGCCGGCAACAACCUCAACAUCCCCAUCUUCAGCACAUUGAUAAGGAAACUCGGGGGCUUCUUCAUACGUCGUAAGCUGGACGACCCUGCUGAUGGCAAGAAGGAUGUGCUGUACAGAUCUCUGAUACAUGCGUACACAGAGGAGCUGCUCCGGCAGCAGCAGUUCCUGGAGGUGUACCUGGAGGGGACGCGGUCUCGGAGCGGGAAGCCCUCCCCGGCGCGGGCCGGCAUGCUGUCCUUCGUGGUGGACUCGCUCUGCAGCAGCACCAUCCCCGACGUCCUCAUCGUCCCCAUCGGCAUCUCCUACGACCGCAUCAUCGAGGGGAACUACAACAGCGAGCAGCUGGGCAAGCCCAAAAAGAAUGAGAGCCUGUGGGGCGUGGCCUGCGGAGUGUUCCGGAUGCUUCGGAAGAACUAUGGGUGUGUCCGGGUUGACUUCACCCAGCCUUUCUCCCUCAAGGAGUACCUGGACACACAGCGAUGUCGGCAGCUCCCAGCUCCCCUCUCUCUGGAGAAUAUCCUGGUUCCCACCAUCAUCGCCGCACAGCCUGACCAAGCUCUCUUCAACGGUGAGGAAGAGGAGCAUGGGUCCAGAGACCUGUCGGACGAGCACUGGAGAAGGCUGGUCAUCAACAACCUGGCCAAGCACGUGCUCUUCACCGCGAACAAGUCCUCGGCCGUCAUGUCUACACACAUCGUGGCCUGCCUCCUCCUGUACAGGCACAGACAGGGCGUGGUGCUGUCGAAGCUGGUGGAGGACUUCUUCAACAUGAAGGAGGAAAUCCUGUCCCGGGACUUUGACCUCGGCUUCUCGGGAAACUCGGAGGACGUGGUCAUGCACGCGCUGCAGCUCCUGGGCAACUGCGUCAACGUGACGAGCGCCAACCGCAACACCGAGUUCAUCAUCGCGCCCAACGUCACCGUCAACGCCCUGUUCGAGCUCAACUUCUACAGCAACGGCCUGUUCCACGUCUUCAUCGCCGACGCCAUCAUAGCAUGCAGUGUGCUGGCGUUGCUGAGAGAGCCGGCUGGGGAGGCGGAGCAGGGCUCGCUGAGGACCCUGGUCAGUCAGGAGCAGCUCGUCAGAAAGGCAGCGGGGCUCUCCCACUUCCUGUCCAACGAAGUCGCUGUGGCGUUACCCUGUCAGAUGAUAUAUCAGGUGUUCCAUGAUGCAGUGACCCGGCUGAUCCAGUAUGGAGUCCUGUACGUGGCAGAGGAGGACCAGGAGGAGCUCAGCCCCACUGAGGAGCCCUGGCCAAAGAAGUUUGGGGAGCCCCUGUCCUGGCGCAGCGACGAGGAAGACGAAGACAGCGACUUCGGCGAGGAGCAGAGAGACCGCUACCUGAAGGUCAGCGUGUCUGCGGAGCACCAGGAGUUCUUCACGUUCCUGCAGCGGUUGCUGAGCCCGGUCCUGGAGGCGUACAGCGGGGCCGCGAUCUUCGUGCACGGCCUCCACCGCCCCGUGGCCGAGAGCGAGUACACGCAGCAGCUGUUCAGAUACCUGCUGACCCGCACGGAGAAGAAGGUGGCCGUGUUCGGGGAAAGUGCGACACACUACCUCGUGAAGAACACAAUAAGAACCUUCAAGGAACUGGGGGUCCUGAAAGAGAGCCGCGAGAAGAAAGUCACGCUGCUGGAGGUCAGCAGCACCUUCCUACCUCAAGCAAACAGAACAAAGCUCCUUCAGUACAUCCUGGGUUUCAGCCUCUUGUAAAGCGUGACACACACACACACGCACGCGCACACACACGCAAAUAUGCGCACAUGCAAGUACACAAACACACAAAUACUCUGCAAAAAGGGCUUUUGCUGGCUAGUUAAAAAAGGUGCUAUUCUAUGGCAAAGCUUUACCAGGAAGUGCCUUCAUAAAAUGAACUUACGGGAUAAUAGGCUUCUCUUCAGUCUUCCUCCGGAUUAGACAUUUAACACGUGACGUGCAGCUAAUCGCUCAGAGCAGUGCUUGUGCACCACCCGUAAUCCCUGAAUGUACAUUUGAGCGUUUUCGCCAGUGAAAGCCCUAGCUUUUAAUCACUUUUUUUGUUUUAACCAUGAGAAUGGGGUUUUAUUCAUCUCCGCUGUUUGUCCUCGCUCAAUAGGGCACGAAUGUCAUGCUUGGCACCCAGCAGGUUUCCUUCGCUGUGUCAAAAAAGUGAGGUGAGACCGCAGAUACACCUACGGUCGGGAGAUGAUCGUGACGGUUACGAAUGGUGAUAAUGAACGGCGAUUAUCAAGGGCAUUUUAUUCUGUUUGCUUUUGAAGCAUGCGUCUAGGGGAGUAAAACAAAGUGCGUAAGGCUUAAGGAUUUCCAGUAUCGUGGAAACUCCAGGAACUGUAAGGCAGACGCUAAAUUUGAGGUCAUCUCACUCUCUGAGACGCUACAUUGUGUCUUGUGAGAGACUAGUUUUGCUUUCUGAGAAUUAGACUGAGAGUUCUAGAUAUUGUACUUGCCCAAGUGGUAUUAGAUUCAGUUUGUGGCUGGGAUAUUAAUGUGAUGACAUCAGCUGCAGAGCAAAUAUGGUAUUCUCAGUGAUCUGUAGAAUUGUCCAUUGAAGAAAACAUUUGAGUUUGACUGCGCUAUCCCAUUAUUUCUACCCGUCUGUCGAGUGAUGUCAUUAUAGUUAACACCCAAAUAAUGCAUUACAUUCAGUCAACCUUGCCACAGUGUUACAUAAACAAUGUGUGUUGUUUGGGUGUACGUUCUAUCAGUGGUACAGCAGUACAAAAACAAUGUGAGUUUGUUAUAUGGUGGUGCAUUCUGUCAAUGUUGCUACAAUGUUACCUAAACAAUGUGAGUGUGCAGAUCAGAUUUAUAUUCAGUCAGCUUUGCUACAAUGCUAUGUAACCACCCAAACAGUUGUACAAUGCCGUUGGGUGUGACCUGUUAGCAUUUCUCAGCAAGUGCAAAAUGUGUAGGUUUCCAUUGAACAGUCAAUGUUGUGGUUCCUUUGUAUGUUUGAGAAGAGCGUGUUAGCAGCGUUGGGAUUUCUUUUCCAGUUUUAAAUGUGUCAGAGUAGCCUUACUGCGCUUCACUGUUGCAUUAAACAUUCUGUAACUCCUGAAGAUGGAUGGAAUCGCUGAGAAAAGUCUAAACUUAACCCACAGCUUUCGGUCUUUUCAUUUUGCACUGUAUACUACGAGUUAAGUGUAGUACUCUUUGAUUGGUUGAAGUGUGAAAGGGAAGACUACAGGAGAGCUACACCCAUAAGGCGGACUGAAGCAAGUCAUUUGAUAAACUUGGCAUAGCCUCGUGUUGCUUAAGGCGGGCUAAAACUCCCAUGAAUGUGAAGUUUGAAGAUGCACAUUGUCCACAUAAGUACAACUUGUCAUCAGCGCCACACAGUGAGGAGCCAGGUGGUAAAAAUUUAAAAAUAUGGCCCCCGUUUCGUGUACAAAAAAAAAAAAGUUAUGUGUUAUAUUUUGUAACAUUGCUGUUGCAAUUACGUUUCAGUUAUCACCACAACCGUGUAAGCUAUGGUAAACCUAGGUUACCCUCAGCUAACCCUAACUUGAAAAUAGGUAGUAAAUCAUUAGAAUAAUUGGAUUGGAUGAAGUGUACAUUUGAAUGUCGUAGAUGUGCCUGUGUAGUCAUUAGUGAUCUGUGAAAAUACUGUUUUUUUCCCCCUUACAUCUAUUUCACUAAAUUAUGUCAGUAAAGGUUUGAGGCAACAUGGAAACUUGCAGUUUCAAUAACGAUAAUUGUUAUGCAUAAUAAUGAUAAUAAUGAAAAUUAUUACACAUAAUAUGUUUAACCACAUGUUGACUCUCGGUUGCAAAAAGAGAUGUGAAAAUAGAUUUCCCCCCCCCCCCCCGUUUCCCAGCUUGCUUCAGUAGGAAGGCUGUGAUAGGCUUUUGGUUGGUUUAAUGUUUGAUUUUUUUAUUUUAUUUUUUUUUUUUUAAACACAAUAAACUGUAUUAAUACAAUGCCCAUAGGAUCCUGCAGGAAAAAAAAAUUGUGAUUGAGUGAGGUUUGUCCUAUGACAUAUGCCUGCAUUUAUGUUUAGUACUGUGAAAUCCAUUAAAUAUUCAAAAAGAG
Messenger RNA from Anguilla rostrata (American eel), 5782 nucleotides. RefSeq names its product glycerol-3-phosphate acyltransferase, mitochondrial (gene gpam). The record is from RefSeq and is a predicted model, not a curated record. The coding region runs from base 989 to 3463 and encodes 824 amino acids. Gene Ontology annotation, biological process: glycerol-3-phosphate metabolic process; phospholipid biosynthetic process; fatty acid metabolic process. Gene Ontology annotation, cellular component: mitochondrial membrane; plasma membrane. The transcript is spliced from 21 exons. NCBI's taxonomy places the organism in Eukaryota, Metazoa, Chordata, Actinopteri, Anguilliformes, Anguillidae. Gene Ontology annotation, molecular function: glycerol-3-phosphate O-acyltransferase activity.